Messenger RNA from Pundamilia nyererei, 3311 nucleotides. It is a transcript of the gene irag1, whose product is annotated as murine retrovirus integration site 1 homolog. Lineage: Eukaryota; Metazoa; Chordata; Actinopteri; Cichliformes; Cichlidae. The transcript has 21 exons. Bases 226 to 2532 code for a protein of 768 amino acids. The record is from RefSeq and is a predicted model, not a curated record.
ACUUGGAGAGAUCAGCCGCGGUGUGUGUGUGUGUGUGUGUGUGUGUUUCUCUCUACAGCACUACAGCACCCGACUCAGCUCCAGGAAGAAGAGCGAGACUUGCUGCAAACAUCUCCUCUCGAACAAAGUGACUGUAACUUCAAGGAGUCCGGUGACGCCUCGCCUGCUGCUGAGACCCCUUUUGUUUUCCCGCACACCCGCUCUCGCCCUUCUCUGCACCCGGCCAUGCCCACACUGCCUGAGGAAGAGGAGGACUCUCCAGAGGAGAUGGACAGUUCCCCGAGCUCUCCCAGCACAUUAGUACCAGGUGAAAGUCGAGCUGUUGUCAUGACUGCGCCCACCAUCGUCUACCCAAAGCAGGCUAAGGUUGUCCAUCAGGAUGGGCGUCCGCUGGAACAGGCCAGACCACACAGUCCCAGAGCUCGCUUGGUCAGAAGCUCCCCCGGGGUGCCCAUCACCACAGUUGACAGCACAGGUAAUGUGAUUGACCUGGUGAAAGAUCCGCUCCCGGAGCUGCAGCUCUCCGAGGAGGAUCGACAGAAGAACCUGGAGCUGCUUGAAGAGGCCAAGAAGGUCAGCGAUCGCUUCCUGACACGCCGAGGCCGGCGAUCCACCAGCAGCCUCACUGAUUCGCCCACAGGUCUUUCACCGACUCCAACGCCAUCAUCCUCACCGUGUUCAUCGAGAAGCAGCUCACUUACUGUGGCCCCUCAGACCGCAGCAGGACCCUCGGAGACGAUCCAGUAUCAGGAGGUGUUUCCAGGGAGGGAGCAGCCUGAUGCAACCAGCCAGAACCAGGAGGGAAAGCUGUUGGUGGACUGGAAGUUAGCUGACAAAAGGAAAGUGUCCUCGGGGACUCUCACACCUCGUUUUGCUGUUCAGAAAAACGGUGAACCCAAGAGUCCUACAGUUGUCAACAAAUCAGACGAGUCAAAUCGAAGUCCAAACCAGGCUCCAGCCACAGGGGUCGCCAAGCCUGUGCCCAGACCUUCUACUCAACAGGCACCGUGUACAGCAGAGAUUAAGACUAUUGGGGCCUUUCCACCACUAAUGAGAGCUGUUUCCUGGGAUGCUGUAGGCAGUCUUAACUCUAGAAAUGGAGCCCCGGUUUUCCCUUCAGAAACUGAGGACAGUUUCUCAGACAAGCCCAAGGAUGCUGGCUUAAAGACUUCAGGGUACAAGGAUUUCCCCACCCCACCGGUGGGUGCACAGAAGCUGUCUAAACUCAGAGAGGAGCACAAGCUAAUGCGAAACCAAAGCAUCGUGGGAUCAAAGUUACCAGAGCUGAGCGAAGCUGCUGAACAGGAAAAAGAUUCGCCGUCAUCACUGAACACACCUACCAGUGACACAAAUGAAAGAUCCGACGCCAUGCCCAACAUUUCAGACUUGAUGCUGAGAAAACUCAAACUUCAUCGGGGUCUGCCUGGCUGUGCUCCUCCACUCAGCGAAAAAGAAGUUGAGAAUGCAUUCGUCCAGCUGUCACUGGCGUUUCGUAAUGACAACUACACUCUGGAGACGCGACUCAAGCAGUCAGAGAGGGAGAGGAACCUGACUGAGGAGGACACGGAAAAAGAAUUAGACGACUUCAAAGGAGCGCUAAAGAUGACUGCGCCAAUGUGGCAGAACCUGGAGCAGCGCGAAGCCUAUCAGCGCCUAAAAGAGACGGUAGCAGUGCUGCACAGGCUUGCCACACGGCUCUCCAGCAGAGCAGAGAUAGUGGGCGCAGUUCGCCAGGAGAAGCGUAUGAACAAGGCCACAGAGGUUAUGAUGCAGUAUGUGGAAAAUCUUAAGAGGACGUAUGAGAAGGACCAUGCAGAGCUCAUGGAGUUUAAGAAGCUGGCCAACCAGAACUCGCAUCGUUACGGAGUGUCUGUAGACCCUGGAGACGAUGGACUUCCACGUCCAUGUAGACCAAUUCCCUUCACCCCUGGAAAGGUGCCUCGACGCAGGGUGAGCGUAGCGGUGGUGCCAAAGUUUAAUCUUCUUAACAUCCCGGGUCAGACCCCGGCCACAGCUGGCCAAGGCUCCAACGCAGGACCCACAACUGGUGCUGCUCUUCCUGUCCUGUGUGAAGCAAAUGACGUGAAAGGCACCACCUCCACAGAGGCUGCACAACCAGGAACAGAAUGUGGAAAGAGUGUGUCGGAGCAGGAAAAUGAGCCAGCCAAGCCUUCAGUAAACCUGGAGGAGCUCCGAGCCGAGAUCAAGGCAAAUAUCGAAGAGGAGGCCUAUCAAAAAGGCUACCAAGAUGGACUGAAGCAAGGCAAGGCGCUUCAGGAAGAAAAACGUGAAGACGAAAGUGCUGCGGACAAAUUGCUGGAAACAAAAAAUAAGGACGAAGAGAGCGGAGAGAGGCUUAAGAACAGCAGGAGGAUGGAGGAAGUCCUGGCUGUUGUAGGCGAGUUCUGCCCCAAGGUAUCCACGAGUCGGCGGCUUCUAUGGCUCACUUUGACGCUGUUUGUGGCUGUGUGUGUGGUGUUCAGUAUUUAUUCAUUCUUCAGUGACUAUUACAACCGACACGAGGACACAUAAGGGAAGAGGAACUUUGUGUGAGACACUGAUUGAGAUCUUUGGACUGGGUGUAAGAGUGCAACGAAAGAACCCGCUAAACAGAAUAACAGAGACCUCAUACAUCACGUCUCUGCCAGUUUACCAUAUCAUCAGACACACUUGAAUCAAAUGACCCCGAUACUCAAGGGUCAGAGACAUUUUGGGAGGCUUUAUGGCUCGUGAGGCCUUCUUCAUGGUCAGCAGAGAUAAGUUAUAAUCUUGCUUGAAAUGAAAAGUUGAAAGGAUGUUUGCUGCAGCAAAAGAUAAGAUGAUUCUGUUUAGGGACCAAUUAUAUUGUGUGCUGAAAUAGAUAUUUAAUUAAAUUAGAUCUUGUAAUUAUACAUUCUGGUUCUGGUACUUUGAAUGCUGAAUAUGGCACUUUUUCAUUAAAUGCCACAGUAGAAACAUUGUAUAUUUAUCUACACAAUAGAAUCUCUCAGGUUUGAUAGAUAAUGAAGUCCCUGAGAGACUUUUAAUACAUAUUUAAAGAAAAAUGUUUUUAUCUGUUGUUUUUUCUAUUAAAAAAAUGUUUCAAAUGUAAGCACAUUCCACAGCAGUUCUUCAAGUGCAAUACUCAGCUCAUGGUUCUCAUUUGUGCCAUGUUUGAUUGUUACUUCAGAGCACUGAGAGAUUUUUUUUCUUGUAAACGAGCACUGUUUAGACUUCAUGAUUCCUUUUCUGUCUUUGCACAUGUGUGCCGCCUGUGCUGUCCGUUCUCUGUUCAUUUUAUGGUCUGUCACCUCUCCUUUAAAUAAAAAGUG